This is a messenger RNA of Haplochromis burtoni (Burton's mouthbrooder), 1996 nucleotides long. RefSeq names its product bridging integrator 2a (gene bin2a). The record is from RefSeq and is a predicted model, not a curated record. The transcript has 13 exons. Lineage: Eukaryota; Metazoa; Chordata; Actinopteri; Cichliformes; Cichlidae. Bases 291 to 1712 code for a protein of 473 amino acids. Gene Ontology annotation, cellular component: cytoplasm; plasma membrane; phagocytic cup. Gene Ontology annotation, biological process: plasma membrane tubulation; phagocytosis, engulfment; podosome assembly. Gene Ontology annotation, molecular function: protein binding; phospholipid binding.
UGGAAAAUUGUAGAGAGAGACAGAGUUGUAGAGUGAGGGUGGUUUGAAAGUGGGCACGGCUGGUGGCUGUACUUGUUGCAGACUAAGGUGUGUCCAAUAAAUCUUUUACUCAGGAUACUGCAGACAAUUGGUUCCAAAGUUCAAGGGUACAAAUACACAAGAGAACAGCGCGGAGUUGGAAAACCAGAAGAAGACGAGUAAAAGAGAAGUGUCAAGGUGAUUAAUUUGGGAUUUCUUUUUUCCUAAUUCAGUCACUGGCGUGGACAGAAUAAACACAGACAAGACAAAAUAUGGCAGACAAGACAAGUCCGAGAGGCAAUUCUGGUGACUUUGCUAAAAAAGUCCAAAGACAGCUGAGCAGAGGCAAAGAAAAGGUAAUGCAGAGGCUGGGAAAGUCAAUGGAGACCAGAGAUGAUCUUUUUGAACAUUGUCUCCAAAACUUUAGUGACCAGCAGACUGAUGGGAACCGAAUAUACAAGGACUUGAGGGUCUACGUUAAUGCAGUUAGAGACAUGCGUGAAGCUUCAAGACGCCUUUCCCAGUCUCUGUUUGAUGUUUAUGAAUCUGACUGGGCUGGAGAGGAAGAUUUAGGAGCCAUUGUUGAGGGGGAGGACCUCCUGUGGAAUGACUACGAGGUGAAGCUAUUAGACCAGGCCGUGCGCACCAUGGAGUCCUACGUGAGCCAAUUCCCUGAUGUUAGGGACAAAAUUGCCAAGAGGGGAAGAAAGCUGGUUGACUACGACUCCUCCCUUCACCAGCUAGAGGCACUGCAGACUGCGAAAAAGAGGGAUGAUGUCAAGAUAAGCAAGGCAAAAGAAGAGAUGAAUACUGCCAAAGUUAUCUAUGAGGGGAUCAAUAACGAUCUGAAAGAGGAGCUCCCAGUUCUCUUUGACAGUCGUAUUGGAUGCUACGUAGCUGUCUUCUCAGCUGUGUCAAAUUUACGAGACAUCUUCCACAAGGAAAUGAGUACGCUCAAUCAAGAUCUACAAAAUGUGAUAAAGGAGCUGCAGGCUCAGCAUCCAGACAAAGCAUUUGCUGUAAAGGGAUUGUCCCGGUAUGGCUCACUGAAAAGACGAAGUCUGAUCUCUCCAAAGGCUUGGAAGGCCAGCUUUUCUGAGGUUCACAGGAGCUUCAGUCCUAGAACGAGCCAGCGGUUUAGUUUCAGAUCCCCGGAAAAACCUCCACACAGCACCUUGUCCAGAGAAGGCAGCAUGCUUAGAGGGUCUUUAGUCGAGUCCAGGGAACUGGAUGUAGGGUCGUACCAAAGUGAGGUCCACAGCCCUUCUGCACAGGAAGAUGCUGUAGAGAGUGCAUCAGGAAGUGAGCUGAAGUCGGGAGACAACAACAAUCAAGUUGAAGGAGAAAAGGCUGUGAAAGAAGAAGAGCCCAAGCCGCCCGUAGAAUCGGAAAAUAAAGGAGAUGGAAAAAAAGAUCUACCAAGUGCAAGCAGCUCUGAACAAAAUAACUCCUAUGAAUCAGAUAGCUUGGAGCUCCAGCUGUCUGCAGCAGACAAUGGCCCACUGCACAUUGAAGAGACGGACGACAGCCCGGUAACCCUUGAAACUCCAAAACUGAACAGACUGGAGAAUGGUGACGCUUCUGGCUUGAAUUCUGACGCCAAGGAUCUGAGCAUUCCUCAGAAGGACGUCCCUGCAGAGAAAGAGAUAUCCUCGAACUCAAAAAACACAAUGAACCAAACAGCGCCGACCUGACUGAAGUCAACAGCUGCAGAAGAAAGGAAAAAAAAGAAAGAAAGAAAGGGCGACAGUUGCAACUGACAAGUUCAACUGUGAUUUCACAACUGACGAACUGUUGCUGUUAGUUUUCUUAUUUAUCUUUUAAGGAAAUCAACUUUACAUAUAUAUUGGUGUCUUUGGGAAAACCUAUAUUUUCAUAAACUCACUCACUGCAUUAUUAAAGCAAAUACAUUUUAAAAUGAGGGAUUUAUACAACUAAUGCUAACAAAGACAGAAGCUCUACAUAGGUUUACACUGCU